Angiostrongylus costaricensis is the source of this 693-nucleotide messenger RNA. The record is from the annotation of a GenBank genome assembly. NCBI's taxonomy places the organism in Eukaryota, Metazoa, Nematoda, Chromadorea, Rhabditida, Metastrongylidae.
AUGCCAGACCGUGGGCGAGAGCGGGAACGAAAACGGCGGCGACGUCGCUCUUCUGACGAAGAUGAUAAUCUUCUUUCAGGAUGGAAGCUGGGCCUGGUGAUCGGGGUGAUCGUUGUCUGUUUCGCCAUGCUCUACCCGACCGUUAUUCAUCCGAUGAUUAUGAGUUUUGUAGGGCGAGGUGAGCCACCGAAACCACCCACACCGUCAAGACCACCGAUCCAUCCUGGAAUGAGAGGUCCAGGAGAUUCGAGAACUGGAGGACCUGGAGCGCGACAUGACAUUCAUCCGGCAAUGAGGAUGGCUGCGCAACAGGCUGAAACACAGUCCAGUGGACGAGGAAUGUUUGCUUGGAUGUUGCCAAUUUACACCGCAGGUGUGGUCAUCUUCCUCCUCUACACAUUGUUCAAAUCGAAAAGCAAAAGGAAGAGACGGUCUCGCUAUGACUCUUCCGAUGAUCGACUCUCGAGGAGAAUUGGUUCAGUUUCAGGAAGACGAAAACUUCGUGGAUUACAAGAACGGCUACAGCAGACGGAGGAGGCAAUGACUAAGAUCUUGGAACAGUUGGAAGCCGUUCAGGCGGCCGGAGCACUUAUUGAAGGCGAACCGGUUCGUCAGCAGCUUUUUCCACUGAAAAAAGCGAAACGAAAGACCCGCAUGGUGUGGUGGUGGGCGUGUAGCCCCCGAAAAGGAUAA